This is a messenger RNA of Priapulus caudatus, 535 nucleotides long. RefSeq names its product putative sodium-dependent multivitamin transporter. NCBI's taxonomy places the organism in Eukaryota, Metazoa, Priapulida, Priapulimorpha, Priapulimorphida, Priapulidae. The transcript is spliced from 4 exons. The record is from RefSeq and is a predicted model, not a curated record. The coding region runs from base 23 to 535 and encodes 170 amino acids.
CAUAGCCGGACUGCUUGGCUCAAUGGCUUUCAUAUUCUGGAUCGGAUUUGGAGGCAUGGCACUGCAGAACAGUCCUGACCUUCUGCCUACGUCGGCGCAUGGCUGCAACAUCAGUGACGUCAUGAACGCCUCUGCCCUCAUCCUGUCAACGGCCGACAACUGGGAUGUAAAUCAGAUGACAGCUAUAGCUACAAACCCGAGUAUAGUGGAGAGUGCAAAUGGAAAUUAUAUGUACAGGAUAUCGUACAUGUGGUAUGCCUUGAUCAGCGUCAUAGCAUGUACACUGAUUGGUGUAGCAGUCAGCUGUGUCACAGGCAGAAACAAGAAGCCGGCGAGCGCGCGCCUGUUUUGGCCACCUGUGCUGAGAUAUUCUCGGUUCCUUCCUCCAAUCAUUACCUGCGAAGAAGAAAAGAAGAAAAUGACUGAAAUAACGCUUAACACUGCGACCAAUAAACAGAUGGCAUACGGGAAAUUACCAAUCCAUCCAACCUGCAACAUCCAAGCAAUGACGUGUAGUAGGGCGACGAGUGCGUAG